Molecule: messenger RNA, 843 nt
Organism: Clonostachys rhizophaga
Lineage: Eukaryota; Fungi; Ascomycota; Sordariomycetes; Hypocreales; Bionectriaceae
Source: the annotation of a GenBank genome assembly
AUGCAGGCCAAUCUACCGGCAGUACUACGUGUCAUGAUGCUCUACCCUGGGCUUUGGACUCAGUAUGCCGAGGUUUAUGCGUUACGAGAACCUCAUCCGCCGGACUCGAACCAUCACGGGAACGAUAACACUUACCAAGAUGAGCCCAGUAGCGAGAACAUGCGGCUAAGAGAUGACAUCACUAAGCCAUUCUCAGACCACGGAGAGUAUGACUUCGAAGCAUCAGAGCAUAAGCCUGCUACUUACGAAGUCAUGGUAGACGCAGAUGAAGACGUCCAUGAUUGCAUUGGGGAGUCAAAUACAAUGGUCUCUAGUUCAAUGGAACAGAGCCAACCCACUGCUACAGCCACCGACGUGGACGCAGAAUGGGAGAUUGACGGCGACCUGAUGGGUAAAGAAGUCAUUGAUGGCGAGGUGUACUACUUGGUUCCUUGGAAACCAACUCUUGUACCAGCCAACAGGAUGCAAAAUGCCCUGGAUCUGAUCAACAGGUUUGAGGCUCAGUUUGGGGCCCCGAGUGAUAAAAGCGACAUUUUCCCAACGGCGGCUGUGGUGGCCACCACCCCCAGGGAUCUGGAUCGUCUGGCCAGGGUGGAUGAGGUCAGGGUUGCUCAGGCCAUUGUGGCGGGCAAUCUCCUCCCACGACACGCUGUAGUUGGACGCAAUGCUGCCCAGGGUGUCGUCGGGCCGGACAGUCCAGCUGCCGCCGCCGCUGACCUAGCGGAACCGGCCGUUGUCAUUCUCCAGGGCGUCGUUCAGGUUGAGGGAGCUGUCCCGCAGCGAUCCGUCGGCGCGGCACCGGGCCGUGAGGAUGCGUCCGUGUUCAAGGUACACGUCCUCUGA